Molecule: messenger RNA, 1750 nt
Organism: Haliotis rubra (blacklip abalone)
Lineage: Eukaryota; Metazoa; Mollusca; Gastropoda; Lepetellida; Haliotidae
Product: mediator of RNA polymerase II transcription subunit 18-like
Exons: 7
Coding region: 161-814 (217 amino acids)
Biological process (GO): termination of RNA polymerase II transcription; regulation of transcription by RNA polymerase II
Cellular component (GO): core mediator complex; mediator complex
Molecular function (GO): transcription coregulator activity
Source: RefSeq, a predicted model, not a curated record
AUAAAGAUACGCAUGCACACAUUUCCGUUCUACCGAUCAAAAUAAACACAAAGAUCAUAUCGUGCGUGUUUUACUGCGUUUUGCGUGGGAAAUGGUGGCUUUGCAUUAACUUCAAGUGUGCCUCCCCAGGUAUUUGUUGGAGCUGCGAAAGUUACUAGUCAUGGAAAGCACAUACAACCUCGGUGUGAAAUAUCACAUCACCCCACAGCAAGAGUUCCUUCUACAGGGCAGCAUCAGUGACAACUAUCGCGAGAUGUUGCUACAUCGACUACGAGGACUGUGUGACAAUGCUGAGACCACCCCAGAAACUUUCCUUGAUCAUGAGAUGGUGUUUGCACUAAAGGGAUCAGCUCAGCCCAGCAGUCACUUUGUGUUAUUCAGAGUCCGUCGUGCACUAGAUCAUCCAGACACUCCUUGGUAUAUCCGUUACUGUGGUCAGACAGAGAUUGGAGAUAAGACAAGGCCCACCCUUGUGAGAGCAUGCUUUGAUGUGGCUUGCUCUGAAAAUGUUGUCCAGUUUCUGAAUGAAAUGGGAUUCAGGUUGGAUCAUGAGUAUGUUGUCCGUGGCUGCUUCUUUCACAAGGGAAGGAUGAAGGUGACAGUCUCCAAACUCUACAGAAUGUUACAGUCUGGCAAUACAGACAACAGCAGCCUGGAGCCACUGUCUCAGUCGCAGUUGGUGGAGCUGAGUGUAGUGGCACCUUCAGGACAGGAACAGAUUGGGGAAGACAUGAAGAACUUUGCAGAACAACUUAAACCAUUAGUUCAUCUGGAGAAAAUAGACCACAGAAUGUUGGCCAAGACCACACAGUGAUGUUGCCAUGGUGAUCUGUCAGAAGCAUCCAUUAUUAUGGAUUUGUGGAACUCAAGUUGCAACUGCUCAUGUUCACUUAGACCAUGAAAGGUCUAUAUUAUGACUGCAACAAUGGAUCAGUGUGAUUUUCAUUCUCAACUCCCUGGGGAGUAUACAACACAAGCAGGUGCAAGAGGGUUAACAGGCACCUUCCACAGCAGUCAGUGCACCAAACAUCAGAAAGUGUACAUGAACUACGCUACAACUUCUUUGAGAGGCAUUUAGGGAAUGGAUCAAUAAGGAAGGAUAACAAUGGAUGAACGACUUCUUUAUUACAGUGAGAGCGACAUUUCUGUGUAGGUUCCAACAUCUUUAUCAAGCAAGUGACUGAGUCUGAGUUUUGGUUUUACGUCACUUUAAGAAAUAUUCCAGCAACAUCACGGCGGGGGACACCAGAAAUGGGCUUCACACAUUGUACCCAUGUGGGGAUUCGAACCUGGUCUUCGGCGUGAUGAGCCAACGCUUUAACCACUAGGCUACCCCACCGCCCAUCAAGCAAGUGAGUUUUCAAGAAGUCUUAAUAUGACACUUCACAUGCUUGAUGUUAGAACCUACACCGAAACAUCUCUCUCACUGUAAUAAACAAGUUCUUCUUCCAUAUAAUGUCAUCCUUCAAACUAUGCUACAGUAAUGUGAAAUCAGGUCCAGCAAGGUUUAUCAUUGUGGUAUUUGUAUGAUAUUGACCAUACACAAUAGUAACAUAAUAAACAAUUAAUGUUUUUUCAAGAACUAAGAUGACGCACCUCUCAUCAAAUGACAUGGAGCGAGAGAUACGUGCUUGUUGAGCAAAAUCUUGUGUCCCAAAGAAUUCUGAUCUGAAACUUGUUUCACAUGCUGCUUUCAAGAGCAUUCUCUGACGGGUUCGUGUCAUGAUAUUGUAAUAAAAUAUUAUUUGUA